Messenger RNA from Chelonus insularis, 1162 nucleotides. Its product is annotated as vesicle transport protein GOT1B. The record is from RefSeq and is a predicted model, not a curated record. The coding region runs from base 301 to 726 and encodes 141 amino acids. NCBI's taxonomy places the organism in Eukaryota, Metazoa, Arthropoda, Insecta, Hymenoptera, Braconidae. Gene Ontology annotation, cellular component: endoplasmic reticulum; membrane. The transcript has 5 exons. Gene Ontology annotation, biological process: endoplasmic reticulum to Golgi vesicle-mediated transport; retrograde transport, endosome to Golgi.
CCUUCAGGUUUGUUUACAUCCUUGACUUCCUUACUCUAAAAAAAUUAAGCCAUUUUCAUAUUUAAAAAAUUUAUUUAAAAGCUCAAAACUUUAGUUUAUGAACUCAUAAAAGAAAAAUAUUAAUUAAAAAUAUAGUAAAAUAAUUUAACUAAACGUUAUAGAUGGUUUGUGAAACGUAAAUUGUGCCACGAUCAUUUCGAAUGACGUGGAGUUAGGUUAGAAUCCCGUGGUAGCGAGUUUACUGCCACAGAUUUACUGUAAAUUGUUAACAAAUUUUACUGUUACCAAUUUUAUUUAAAUAUGUUUGAAAUCACAGAUACCCAGAAAAUUGGCGUAGGUCUUGCAGGAUUUGGAAUAUUUUUUCUCUUCCUGGGAGUUCUACUUUUGUUUGAUAAAGGACUACUCGCCAUAGGCAACAUUCUUUUCAUAGCAGGAUUAGGAUGUGUCAUUGGGCCACAAAGAACAUUCAGUUUCUUUUUUCAAAGGCAUAAAUUGAGAGCUAGUGUAGCUUUUCUAGGAGGAAUAAUUAUUGUUCUUAUGGGAUGGCCACUUAUUGGUAUGAUUCUAGAAACAUAUGGCUUUGUACUACUUUUCAGUGGCUUCUUACCAGUUGCUAUAAAUUUUCUGCGACGAGUGCCAAUUUUAGGAACAUUUUUAAACAUGCCAGGAAUCAGUAGAAUAAUGGACAUGCUCGCAGGAGACUCCAAACGAACGACUGAUAUUUGACUUGAUUCCAGAUCACCUGAUUGCCAAUUAUGCAUUUUUUUUUGUCAUAUCAUGUCAUGAAGAUAAUUAAUUUAAAUACCUACCGAAUAGGAAAUUGUAUAACUAUGAUGAUUCCUCUGUAAAACUAUCAUUCGAUAAAAAAGAAAAUUUUGUUGUCUCUACCUUAGCGAUUACAUCGAUAUUAUUUUGUACGAUUAAAAUCCGAAAGAUAAGAAAUGAACAUAAUGUAAUAAGGAAAACAUUAAAAAUAAAAUAAAUGACAUAUUUACUUUUACUUAGAUACACUAAACAAUUGACCUCGAUCCCUGACCUUUAGAUAAUGAUAAUAAAUGUGGGUCAUACUGAAGACGAUUGAAUGAUUACUAAUCUUAUAAUAUGUUUAUCAAAUAUAAGAGAGGAUACUUAGGGUAAUAAUAUUGAUGAAUUAUACAUGAUU